UAAAUUUUUCCUGGGUUUGAUUAUUUAUUAUUGGAUCAAUGGAGAUUCUAAUAUAUAAAGUUAAGCACCUUUUUUCUCCCUUAAAAAAUUAAUAUUUUAACUGCUCGGCAGUGAUAUGAUUUGCCUUACAGUAAUUUUAUCCCUCGUUUUUCGAAAAGCGUUUUACCGCAAAAGGCUUCGCGUCUAGAUGCAGCUGUAUAAAUAACAUCCCUUUACAAGAGUUACAAUCCAUUGAGCUAAUAAUCUCCUCCUCUUUGCAUAUUUUUUGCUUGUUCGUUACCUUUCUUUAUAAUAAGGUGCCCUCACCCUAGGUUAUGGUUCUAACAAAAAUUAGGGAUUUGGCAAAGUUGAAAAACUGAGAUGUUCAAGGCCAUAAAAAUGAUAUAAUUUCUAAUUGCUUGUGGCGUGACAUAACACAAUUACGGAGUUUCAUACUGCGCAUAAAUUUUCAGUUUGUUUUACUUUGCUUUGAUAGCUCAAAUAACUUUGAUUCUGUUUUUGUGGAGAUAAGCCAGCAAGCAAAACGAGCUGAGAGCAAGGGAACCCUCUUUGCCAUUUAGGCGAGCAAAAAUAUUUCUUACUGAGGAACUUUUUGCGGAGCUAAGCCCAUUUGCCAUUUAAGAGGGAAAAUAUUUCUUACCAAGGAACUUUUUAAAAAGUUAGUCAGGUGUCAACUUAUGACCUUUAGUCCAUUUCCUUUGGCUGGCGUAUUUCCAAGAAGAAAUUUCUUGCGUACUGGGUCUGAAGUGACUUUUUGGCGGGAAAUAUACAAAUCAAAAUUGGAAAUCGAUUACGACGUUUAAAAUUUCUUCUUUUAAAGAAGAGAAGGGAAAAAAUAACCGUCAACAAUAAAAACCGCUGAGAAAAGUUAUAAAGUUUUGUAUUAUUUUCGCGUGUUUUGUAAUGGCUCCUCGAAUUAAGUUUAAAGAAAUGCAGUUUGUGCUUUUAAAGAGGGAAAAAGGAGAAAUGAACUCAGAUAUUUCGAGGGAUGCAUAUCGAAGCAGCUUUUGUCGUAUCGAUUAGUUUAUCGAUAUUGUUCUUAACGAUAUUUGGGUGGCUUGUUGCCUGUAAAUCUUGGCGAGAACGCGACGGGAUAUUGUUAUAUGAUGCAUUUAUCAUUGACAGCUUGUUUAUGCUGUGCACAAUUCUUUUGUUUACUGGCACAAAGGGCGAAAAAAUAUUUACAAACAUGUAUGUAUUCCUUUCUUUGAUAUCAGGAGCAAACCGUUCUCUCAUUGCCAUAAACAGGUACAUCGUAAUCACGUAUCCACUUCACUAUGAAACAAUUCUUAGCCGCUUAAAUUUGAAAAGAUUAGUUAUUUUACUUUGGGUAUCAACUUCAAAUUUUGCUGUUUUAUCGUGUCUGUUCAGCAACUCAUGGUUGCCACCAUCACGUGACCUCCAUCUUAUGUUUUUCGCGCCUUGGUUAAAAACGGGAGUUCUUGUCGCGGUUGUUGUGAUGCAUGGUAUAUUUGUCAUUUUCAUUACCGUUAUGGAGUUCUUGUCGUGGCGAACAGAUAUGGGGUUCCAAAACAAAGUUUGUUCCAUCAUCAUUGGGCGAAUGAGAACACUGUUUUGGAAUCCCUACCAGUCAUUUGAUGUGCAUGUGCAAGAUGAACAUGAAACACGAGAUCGUAAGUGUAUAGGAACUACCAGCAUGAUACUUCUCCUGUUGCGCAUUAUAAUCAUCGCAACAUUUCUUGGUACGCUGUCACACUUUUUGAUUACAGGCACAGACGUGUUCAGGGAAGCCCACUUUAAAGUGAUAUGUCCAUUGUCAAACAUUUUAAUGACGUUGAAGCCACUGAUAACUAUUUUCGAAAACGUAAAAUCAGAAGAUUCUAAGGCGCUAAAACACUCACUGAUUCAAGUUUGCUGUAGAAAGAAUCAACAAGUGGAUGCGUCGUUGCGGUUAACUCAAGUGACGUCAGAGUUGCCAGAUCCUAGUCUUCUUGGGUUUAGUCCAGAGUUCGGAAGGAUGACUUCUGAACAUCGGGAAGAGAUUCUUCAGUUGAGGCGAGAUUGUCUUGAGUUUAGAAGGAAAAAACAGCUUAGGUCAUUUAAGCAUUUGGAAUGCCCUUUAUCCAUGGAAACAGUUCUUUAG
Messenger RNA from Hydractinia symbiolongicarpus, 2104 nucleotides. RefSeq lists its product as uncharacterized. Gene Ontology annotation, biological process: G protein-coupled receptor signaling pathway. Bases 989 to 2104 code for a protein of 371 amino acids. The record is from RefSeq and is a predicted model, not a curated record. Gene Ontology annotation, cellular component: membrane. The transcript has 2 exons. Lineage: Eukaryota; Metazoa; Cnidaria; Hydrozoa; Anthoathecata; Hydractiniidae. Gene Ontology annotation, molecular function: G protein-coupled receptor activity.